CCCUCCUCUUCCUCCUAUAAAAAAAAAACCCCAUCAACCCCAACCCUUCUCAAUCCAAGAACAAAGCAAACAUCAAACGCAGGCAUUCCAUCAGCUCUCUCUCUCUCUCUGUCAAACUUUUUUGUUAAUAACGUUUGUAAAUCUCCCAAUGAGGGCUUCUAAGGUCUCGGCUCUUCUUCUUCUUCUUCUUCUGGGCCUGGUGGCUCUUCCAACGAAGGGCCUGAUGCCCUACUCUCGGAGCCUUUGGGACAUGAUGUUGCCUAGCGAUGAUCCUUUCCGAAUCCUGGAGCAGGCUCCCUUCACCAUGCCCAAGGCCGUGGACGAACUCGCCCUCGCACGUGCCGACUGGAAGGAGACUCCCCAGGCUCACGUGAUCUCUCUCGAUGUUCCAGGGGUAAAGAGGGAGGAUAUCAAGAUCGAGGUAGAGGAGAACCGGGUGCUAAGGAUCACCGGAGAAAGGAAGGGCGGGGAGGAGGUGGAGGGUGAGAAAUGGCAUAGAGCCGAGAGGACCUCCGGCAAGUUCUGGAGGCAGUUCAGGCUUCCGGCGAGCGCGGACAUGGACUCCAUUAAAGCUCACUUGGAGGAUGGAGUGUUGACGGUGGCUGUUCCCAAGCUGGCUGGGGAGAAGAAGAGGCAGCCGAGGGUGGUGAACAUUGUAGAAGAGACCAACAAGGGUGGAGACGUCAAGGCAUCAAAGGCAGAAAUGUAAUUAUAAUUUGAGAAUUUCCCACGUAUAUGUUCUUCUUAUGUUUGUUCUCUCACUACUUGUAUGGAUUUGUGGGUCUGUUUGUUGGCUCCGUAUGUGGUUUGAACUUGUUUCUUUUGCUGAAAUAAAAUGGCGUAUUAAGUUUGGGCUUCUUUUGGUCACUGUA
Messenger RNA from Phoenix dactylifera (date palm), 872 nucleotides. RefSeq names its product 22.0 kDa class IV heat shock protein-like. The record is from RefSeq and is a predicted model, not a curated record. Lineage: Eukaryota; Viridiplantae; Streptophyta; Magnoliopsida; Arecales; Arecaceae.